This is a messenger RNA of Conger conger (European conger), 2114 nucleotides long. RefSeq names its product urokinase-type plasminogen activator-like. The record is from RefSeq and is a predicted model, not a curated record. The transcript is spliced from 9 exons. Bases 87 to 1067 code for a protein of 326 amino acids. NCBI's taxonomy places the organism in Eukaryota, Metazoa, Chordata, Actinopteri, Anguilliformes, Congridae. Gene Ontology annotation, molecular function: serine-type endopeptidase activity. Gene Ontology annotation, biological process: regulation of cell adhesion mediated by integrin; plasminogen activation.
ACAAGCGCUCGAAUUGAAGUGCAAAGCAAGCUGCAAGGAUCAUCUCUGAACCCUGAGCUCUAUAAAAAGAAAUUCCAUAAAGCAGGAUGAAACUGUUACUCAUUCUAUCAGCACUUGUGGCAAUCAUCUAUUCCCUUAAAUUGGAUGAGCUGAAUCGGAGACCACGCUCUAUACAUUCCAGUGUUUACUCAGGUUUUUAUGGUCCACAAAGUCUACACAAACCAAGCAGGACAGAAUCAGAAUCCAGAUGUGGAGAAAGGCCCAGGAAACUGCUGAAGAUCGUGGGGGGAAAGCUUGCCGUGGUAGAGUCUCACCCGUGGAUGGCGUCCAUCUUCUGGAGAGGUCGAGGUGGAGAGAGCAUGUUUAAGUGUGGAGGCAGCCUCAUCUCCUCCUGCUGGGUGGUCACCGCAGCCCACUGCUUCCCUGACAGUACAAAGACCAAACUUCAUCGCCUGUCUGUCUUUCUGGGAAAGAAGGCCAUCAAUGAGACUGACUACAAGAGUGAACAGAAAUUCCACGUGGAAGAAUUGAUUAUUCACUACGGGUUCGACAACAGUGAGGGAAACUUCAACAAUGAUAUCGCCCUGCUGAAGAUAAUGGGAAAUGAUGGUGGGUGUGCGGAAGAGUCUGGAACUGUGAGGACAGUCUGCCUCCCGCCAGCCAAUCAGAUGCUCCCUGCAGGGGCCUCCUGUGAAAUCUCUGGGUACGGGAAAGAGCAGGAAGGGAUCUGGCAUCACUCACAAUACCUGAGAGAGGCGAGGGUGAGCCUCUUGUCCCAGGAUGUCUGCACACGCAGCGACUACUAUGGCAAGAUGGUGACACACAAUAUGUUCUGUGCUGGCAGUCCUGAUUGGAAAACAGACUCCUGCAAGGGAGAUUCCGGAGGGCCCUUGGUGUGCGAGGUGAACAACCGCCUGUUCCUGUUCGGAAUCAUCAGCUGGGGGGAGGGAUGCUCCCAGGAAUUCCGGCCGGGCGUCUACACCAGGGUCACCAACUACAACCGCUGGAUUGGGAAAAAGACGGGUUCGCCCUCCCUCGCUGCCGGGUCCAUGUAUCCACAGAAGUGACCCUCCACCCACACACCUGACCACAGGAACGAUGCAGUCCUGCUGUUUAAGGCACAGAUAGAUCCAGCUUUAUCAUGGCAACAGAGCUAUUGAUAAUCCCUCUGAACAAGCAAUUUACAGUAAUUGACUUUUGAGUAACAGUACCAAACAUGGGAAGGACUGUACGUUAAUGGUGGUGUUUGCAUUGUUUCAUGAUGCCUGAGAAUAUUCUGCCAUAAAUUAUUUUUUAAAUGAUUCUGAAAAAAUAGUGAGCACAUGAAAAUGAACGAAUUGUGUUUGUAAUAAAAUGUUAACAUUUACGCACAAGAAAUGUCGUACUGGAGGCAAUUUGCCUACCUUUGCCUACAAUAGUUUAUGACACAACGUCAAGGGAUAAGUGUUUUGUUGUCAUACUUUUUACUUUAGUGAAGUUUAAUAUUUCACAAGACUCAGGAAAUGAAAAAUCAAUAACAAUAAAAAUUCUGAUUGUUUAAUAUAUUUUUAAGACAUUCAGUCUAUGGCCGAGUGGCUAAGCUGCGUGACUGGGACCCGGAAGGUUUGUGGUUCAAUCCCCAUAAUAAGAUCAGUGCAGCUGUGGGGCCCUUGAGUAAGGCCCUUGACCCCACAUUGUUCCAGCAGGGAUUGUCCCCAACAAAGUGUAGUCAACUUUCAGUCAUUCUUUUCUCUUCUUUCAUUACUUGUGAAUACUGCAUAUUGAAAUGUAUUCCCCAACAAUGAGGGCCGCAUUCAGCUGCUUCAUUUUACCUGCACAGAUUCGGGGAUACUGGGAGCAGUGCUGGGUCACAUGACUGAAGUAGCACCAUGCAGUUUGUUAUAGAGGGUAUUUGCUGUGCAAAUAUAAUAGUAUUUUCCAGUAUUGUUUUGUAGACUUCAGCAAUACAGAGAUGUAUUUUUAUCAGCAAAAAUAAAUGGUUAUUGUCAAUGCCAUGUACAUUGUAUGUUUUAUACUAGAAUGAUUCUUACAGUUGUAAUAUAUGUAAAAUAUCAUAUACCCGUAGAUGUGCUGAGCAUCUAUCCAUUUCUCUCUGUGUGAAAGCUUAAUUUGUG